AAACGCUUUCAUUAUAACCUUAGAAAAUCUUUGAUACUCAGACAAUUAAGCUUAAAAAAAGUUAAGAAAUGAAUACAUUAAUUACAUGUAUACUGUCAUUAUUUCUGUCAUUUAAUAUUGUUCUGGGCGACAAUUCAUUAGACGCAGAUUUUGUAAUUAGAGACGUUGAUGAAGACGAUUUGUUCUACGAACAAGUGGAUUGGUUAAACGAAGAUCGUAUACCAUGGGUACUUCCAAUUUUUCAAUUAACAAAUUCGAGUAUACCUUCUAGACGUUACAACCGCACAUUCAAAUGCGUAGGAAUUUUGGUUAAACUCAAUGCAGUUCUCACUUCCAGGCUUUGUAUAAAAGAUAAUGAAACAUAUGUAGUCGCAAGCAAUUUGACAAGCACGAGUUCAUCCAUACUCAAAGAAUACCCUUAUAUCUAUCACCAUAAGCUGUAUCCUGCUGUCCAUAGCACAUCCUAUAAUAUAGUAACUAUUACAAAAAAUGAUAACACUGCUCCGGAUGAAAAAAUAAUAAUUCCUGGUUUGGUUAUUUUAUUUUUUGGUAUUCCGAUAAGAAGUAUUUCACCUAUAUCAGUAAGACACUCACCAACUACAACGGAUAUAUAUUCAGAUAAAAUUGGCAAAAGCUGCAUGCGAAUUUCUCUGAUAAGAAAUCCUAAUAAAAAUAUAUCUACUGAAAGAUUUCCUGAAAAAAUUUCUUCUUAUACUGAAUUUGUCGAUGCAUAUAGUAAAUUUGAAAAUAAUUUAAUCGACAAAAGUAUUCCAGACAUAACUUUUAAUGAUUCUGUAAGUGUCAUUGCUACUUUGGAUAAUGAAUCAUCGGACUCAGAGACACUCUUGGGGAGUCCUCUUAUUUGUCCUAGUAACGAUAAUAUUUCUGUAUUAACUGGAUUGUUAAUAAAAACUUCAUCUGAUGGAUUGAACAUGUACGCAACCGUGAGAAAUUUAAAACAGUGGAUAAAAUCUAAAGUAGAUGAAUUCAAUAGACCAUACAGACACUUACCUGCUUCAGCGUAUGAUAUCAAUGAAGUAUUAUAUCGAUAUGAUUUGGAGUAAUUUUUCCUUUAACUUUCAUACUGUUAUUAUGUAACAAAAUCAAUUAAUAAAUACUGUAAUUCACUGUACUUAAAAAAAAAGUGACUUUUCAUAAAAUUAUUUUUUUCUAUUAAAGAAUUCACUAUUACGAUUA
Microplitis demolitor is the source of this 1197-nucleotide messenger RNA. RefSeq lists its product as uncharacterized. The record is from RefSeq and is a predicted model, not a curated record. The transcript is spliced from 6 exons. The coding region runs from base 69 to 1064 and encodes 331 amino acids. Lineage: Eukaryota; Metazoa; Arthropoda; Insecta; Hymenoptera; Braconidae.